Helobdella robusta is the source of this 594-nucleotide messenger RNA. RefSeq lists its product as hypothetical. The transcript has a single exon. NCBI's taxonomy places the organism in Eukaryota, Metazoa, Annelida, Clitellata, Rhynchobdellida, Glossiphoniidae. The record is from RefSeq and is a predicted model, not a curated record. The coding region runs from base 1 to 594 and encodes 197 amino acids.
AUGCAAGGAAUGCAAGGUAGCACUGGACAAAGUGGUCCAACUGGACCGACUGGACAACCUGGAGAUCAAGGCCAGCAAGGUCCUCAAGGAGCUCCUGGACCCUCUGGACAGCCUGGAAAUAAUGGAGCUUCAGGUAGUCCUGGUCCUAGAGGUCAGAUAGGUGCUCCAGGCAUACAAGGCGUGAAGGGAGAUUUUGGUCCACAAGGGCCAAUUGGUCAGCAAGGUGACACUGGUAGUCCUGGUUUACCUGGCCAGGCUGGAAACCCAGGAUCGCAAGGUCAACAAGGAGCAACAGGACCGGCUGGACUUCAAGGACCACAGGGACCACAAGGCGGGACGGGUGCAUCUGGACAGCCGGGCCAACCGGGUCCACAAGGUCCUAAAGGUUUCCAAGGACUUCAAGGUUUGCCUGGUGAUACUGGUUUUCAGGGUCCUGCAGGGCCAAAAGGACAAACUGGACCAGCUGGUCAACCGGGACCGCAAGGACCAGUUGGUCAGAAAGGAUCGCCUGGUUCUGCUGGACAGCCUGGACCAAAUGGAGCUGUUGGAUUACCUGGAUCUACAGGUUGCAUUUGUUUUUUAACUGUAGACUAA